GGCCGGGUGGCUAUGGAUCGCGACGACGGCGUGGGCGCCGUGGACAACAUCGUCACUCAGUUCAGCACCUACGAGGACUUCCUCGACUCGCAGAUCACGACCGUGGACCUGUACUACCUGGAGGAUGAAAGCCUGGCCCGCCAGUUGGUGGAGCUAGGCUACCGAGGGACUGGAGAGGUGGUGAAAAGGGAAGACUUUGAAGCAAGGAAGGCAGCGAUAGAGAUCGCAAGGCUGGCUGAAAGAACUCAGAAAAAGACAUUAACAAGUGCCGGUAAAGACCUGCAAGAUAAUUUUCUGAAGGCACUGGCAGUGAGAGAAGAAGACAAUCGCAACGGAAAAGUGAGCACUGUGAUCUUUAUUCGUGACAAAAAUCCUCAUGGGCAGGAGAUAUCAGGAUACAUUGACUAUGCCCACAGGCUAAAGAUUGAAGAUUUUGAAGUCUACUUUAGUGGAAAAAGAAGACUUCUUCCCAAACCCACAGAUUUGAGCUUUUACAACUGGGAUAGUCAUAUUGCUGUUUGGAAUUCAACUCCCAAUUAUCAAGUGAUUGCUGAUAACCCAGAAGGCUUACUUUUCAAAUACAAAAGAGACAGAAAAAUUCUUAAUGUGGAUCCAAAGUCUUCCCCAGGUGACAACUCUACUAGAACCCCUAUCCAGACAGAACUCUACAUUCAAGUUGUCCUUUUUGACCACAUUUCCAGAAGAAAGACUUAACUACCAACACGUUACAUGGUCCCCUAAUGACUUGCUAAAUUUGAAUGAAUUCUGUAACCAGAAACAACUUAGAAAAUAAAUGAGUCCUGUAGCUAGGAGGCAAGCUGGAAUAAUAAAAGUUGAUAAAGAAA
Messenger RNA from Neogale vison (American mink), 845 nucleotides. RefSeq names its product cilia and flagella associated protein 299 (gene CFAP299). The record is from RefSeq and is a predicted model, not a curated record. The coding region runs from base 13 to 714 and encodes 233 amino acids. The transcript is spliced from 6 exons. Lineage: Eukaryota; Metazoa; Chordata; Mammalia; Carnivora; Mustelidae.